CAGUCGACCACGGACACCCUUUGUUUUAUUUCCCGCGUUUCCAACAUUUCCCGCUUCUCGUCGAAACCCUAACUGCGACAAAUGGGGACGAAGCAUCACUCUUCCGACACCGUCUCCGAUCCCAAGAAGAAAAGAAGGGUUGGAUUCUCCAAAAUCGAUGAAGGGAUUCAACCCAAUGAUUGCAUCAAAAUCUACAUGGUUUCUAGAGAAGAGGAAGUGGGCACCCCAGAAAGUUUCCCCAUUGAACCUGUUGACCUAAGUAGCUUUUUUGAAGAAGAUGGAAAAAUAUAUGGCUACCAAGGGUUGAAGAUCACCAUCUGGAUUAGCAGCGUAUCAUUUCAAGCAUACGUUGAUAUUUCUUUUGAGAGCACAUCUGAUGCUGGGAAGGGAAUCACAGAUCUUAAGUCUUCUCUUCAGAAUAUUUUUGCAGAUAAUAUUGUUGAGACAAAAGAUGACUUCCUCAAAACAUUUUCCACAGAGAGUCAUUAUGUCAAAUCUAUGAUCUCAAAUGGAAAAAUAAUUCAGCAAAAUGUUCCAUCUGCAUAUAGCAAUGGGUUGAAUGGGAAUUUGAAAACGGUUUGUUCUGAGCUGGAGGUUGUUCGUGUUGAGGGCUCAUCUAUGGGCCUUCUUUACUGUAGAUUGGUACCGCUUGUUCUUCUUCUUGUUGAUGGUAGCAAUCCCAUUGAUGUUACUGAUCCUGACUGGGAGAUCUAUCUUUUAGUUGAAAAGAAAAGUGAUCAGCCGGACCAUCCACAAAAACUGCUUGGUUUUGCAGCUCUUUACCGGUUCUUCCAUUACCCUGACAGCCAAAGGUUGAGACUUGGUCAGAUAUUAGUACUCCCUCCGUACCAACACAAGGGUUACGGAGGUCGUCUUUUUCAAGUAAUCACCGACCUGGCGGUUUCCGACAACGUCUAUGACCUAUCCAUUGAAGAGCCACUAGAAUCAUUGCAACACGUGAGAGCGUGCGUCGACAUACCUCGCUUACUCAAAUUGGAAGCAAUCCAACCGUCACUAAACUCAGUUGUCACGCGUCUAAAAGAAGAAAACCUAGCCAAGAGAACCCAGAUCACCAGAUUCGGGCCACCAUCAGAAGCCAUUGAAGAAGCUCGGAAAACUCUUAAAAUCAACAAGAAACAGUUCUUACAGUUAUGGGAGAUUCUAAUUUACAUAUCUCUUGACCCCAUCGAAAAGCAUCUCGAGAAUUUCAGGAUCAUUGUGUUGGAUCGUAUUAGGGCUGAUGUGAUAGGUAAAGAUACAGGUGCGGCUGGGAAACGGGUGAUUGAGGUCCCAACGGAAUACGAUCCUGAAACGUCUUUUGUGAUGUUCAAGAUGAACGGUGGUGAUGAAUCGAAGGAAAUCGAGAUGGAGGAGAAUGAUGAAGUGAAACAAGAGGAACAGCUGCAGAAACUUGUUGAUGAAAGGAUUGAAGCUAUAAAAUUGGUUGCACAGAAGGUAUCUGGUAAGAGUUGUUGAAAUUUAUGAAAACUAGAGUAUUAUUAGAAUUAUAAUGACAAUUUUCUUUAUGGGUUCAGACCUCUUUAGAUGUCUGUUGAGUUUGCAAGAAUUACAAUAUGGUUUUCAUGAUGGGGUUUUCAGU
This is a messenger RNA of Cynara cardunculus var. scolymus (artichoke), 1600 nucleotides long. RefSeq names its product histone acetyltransferase type B catalytic subunit. Gene Ontology annotation, molecular function: histone H4 acetyltransferase activity. Gene Ontology annotation, cellular component: nucleus. The transcript has 10 exons. Gene Ontology annotation, biological process: subtelomeric heterochromatin formation. Lineage: Eukaryota; Viridiplantae; Streptophyta; Magnoliopsida; Asterales; Asteraceae. The record is from RefSeq and is a predicted model, not a curated record. The coding region runs from base 82 to 1476 and encodes 464 amino acids.